Messenger RNA from Heterotrigona itama, 525 nucleotides. NCBI's taxonomy places the organism in Eukaryota, Metazoa, Arthropoda, Insecta, Hymenoptera, Apidae. The record is from the annotation of a GenBank genome assembly.
AUGAAUUAUUGUAUACAGUUUGGUCACUCGUUAUGGUUCGCGAACCAAUUGCCAGCGCAAGAGGUUAACCUUAACGUCGAGAAUUUUUUGUUUUAAAAUUGCAAUAUUUCCUCAGUUUUAAGUAUGUUUAAAUAUAACCCAAGCAAAACAUAAAUUUAUUACUUUUUAGUGAUAAUAGCUAUUCAGUGAUAUCACACUAACGAGUUCGAAAGGAAAGCGAUGAAUUAUUGUAUACAGUUUGGUCACUCGUUAUGGUCCGCGAACCAAUUGCCAGCGCAAGAGGUUAACCUUAAUGUUGAGAAUUUUUUGUCCCAAAAUUACAAUAUUUCCUCAGUUUUAAAUAUGACCCAGACAAAACAAAUAAUAGAUUUAUUACUUCUUAGUAAUAAUUUCUAUCCAAUGAUAUCAUACCGAUUCAAAAAGAAAAAAGUGAAUUAUUGUACACGAUUUGGUCACUCGUUAUGGUCCGCGAACCAGUUGCCAGCGCAAGGAGUUAAAAUGACACCCCUUCUAAAAACUGAAUGA